AUGACUAAGAGCCCAGAAUAUUCUGGCGCGAGGACAGGAGAAGAUGGUGAGGGGGUCUGGGAUCUUCUCCUGGCAAAUAUGGACAGGAUGGUGGUGAGGACGGGGCAUUACACGCCGCUUGGAUGCGGAAGCAUGCCCUUGAGGAGAAGGAUUGAGGAGUAUAUCAAGUAUGGAAUCAUCAACGUAGACAAGUCGCCGAACCCCAGCUCGCACGAGGUUGUGACAUGGGUGAAGGAAAUUCUGAAGUGCGAAAAGACCGGGCACAGCGGGACACUGGACCCUCAAGUGAGUGGAGUCUUGACCAUUUGCAUUGAUAGAGCAACAAGGCUGACAAAAAGCCAGCAGUCUCUGGGAAAGGAGUAUGUGUGUGUGAUUGAGUUUCUUUCGGAGCCGGAUGAAGAAGGAUUCCACAAAGCAAGUAAAAGACUCGUGGGGUCUUUGUUCCAGAGGCCGCCCCUGAUGUGUGCAGUCAAGAGAGAGCUGAGGAUAAGGAACGUCUACAGUAUUGAUAUUCUUGAGUUUAACAGGGAGAAAAGGCUGGGUCUCUUCAAGGUGUCAUGCGAGGCAGGGACAUACGUUAGAACCCUCUGUACCCACAUAGGGAUACUGAUGGGAUGUGGGGCUAGGAUGAAGGAGCUUCGGAGAACAAGGAGCGGCAGAAUCUCGGAAAAGGAUGCCUUUACACUGCACGACCUACUAGAUGCAGUAUAUAUAUUCAACACCACGAAGGACGAAACGGUGAUCAGAAGGGUGAUUCUGCCGUUGGAAAGCCUUCUUGUGGGGUAUCCAAGGAUUAUGAUCAAGGACAGCUGCGUCAAUGCAAUAUGCUAUGGUGCAAAGCUAAGUAUCACAGGGGUUCUCCGGUUUGAUAGAGACAUCGAUGUUGGAACGGAGGUUGUGAUUAUGACGACGAAGGGCGAGGCUGUUGCGCUUGGGAUUGCUCUUGUAAGCAGUCCUGAGAUGAGUAUUAUCGACCACGGGCUUGUGUGCAGGACCAAGAGAGUCAUUAUGGAGAAGGACCUGUAUCCAAGGAGCUGGGGGUUUAAGAAUGAGUACGAGAUACUGAGCGAGUAG
Encephalitozoon cuniculi GB-M1 is the source of this 1074-nucleotide messenger RNA. RefSeq names its product pseudouridine synthase CBF5. Gene Ontology annotation, cellular component: box H/ACA snoRNP complex. Bases 1 to 1074 code for a protein of 357 amino acids. Gene Ontology annotation, biological process: rRNA pseudouridine synthesis; mRNA pseudouridine synthesis; snRNA pseudouridine synthesis. Gene Ontology annotation, molecular function: RNA binding; pseudouridine synthase activity. NCBI's taxonomy places the organism in Eukaryota, Fungi, Microsporidia, Unikaryonidae. The record is from RefSeq and is marked provisional. The transcript has a single exon.